Molecule: messenger RNA, 1247 nt
Organism: Fragaria vesca subsp. vesca
Lineage: Eukaryota; Viridiplantae; Streptophyta; Magnoliopsida; Rosales; Rosaceae
Product: protein MEMO1-like
Exons: 8
Coding region: 108-983 (291 amino acids)
Source: RefSeq, a predicted model, not a curated record
CGGAAGUAAACCAGCAUCAGAUUCCAAUUUCUGAUUCUCACUCUCUCUUUAAUUCAUUAGCAGAGAUUUGGGUUGUCCUUGUCUUCUUCAUCGUCGAGAUUCCAUCCAUGGAGAUAGUCAGAAGACCAUCGCACGCUGGUUCUUGGUACACCGAUAACCCUAAAAAGCUAGCAGAAGAGCUUGAAGGAUGGCUUAGAGAGUCUGGGCUCACCAAGUCUCAUGAUGUGCGAGGUGUCAUUGCUCCGCAUGCCGGUUAUUCAUAUUCGGGUCGUGCUGCUGCCUAUGCAUUUGGCAACAUUGACCCAACAAACAUUACUCGGGUGUUCCUUCUUGGUCCAUCUCAUCAUUACUACACUUUGAAGUGUGCCGUUUCAACAGCCACGGUUUACAGGACCCCCAUUGGGGACCUACCUAUUGAUUUGGAAGUGAUUGAGGAGCUAAAAGCUACUGGAAAAUUUGAAACCAUGGAUAUUCGUGUUGAUGAGGAUGAACAUAGCAUGGAAAUGCAUUUACCAUAUCUUGCUAAAGUUUUUGAGGGGCACCCAGUUAAAGUUGUACCGAUUUUGGUUGGCGCUCUUAAACCUGAAGCAGAAGCUAUGUAUGGACAGCUCCUUGCCAAAUAUGUAGAUGAUCCAAAAAAUUUCUUCUCUGUGUCAUCAGACUUUUGUCAUUGGGGAUCUCGGUUCAACUACAUGCAUUAUGACAAGAAACACGGGGCCAUACACAGAUCCAUUGAGGCUUUGGACAGGAUGGGAAUGGAUAUAAUAGAAACAGGAAAUCCAGAUGCAUUCAAACAGUAUCUGUCGGAGUAUGAUAACACCAUUUGUGGGCGCCAUCCGAUAAGCGUUUUUCUGCAUAUGCUGAGAAACUGCUCAACAAAAAUAAAGAUCAAUUUCCUCCGGUAUGAGCAGUCAAGUCAGUGCAAAACUAUGAGGGACAGCAGCGUGAGCUAUGCAUCCGCAGCAGCAAAGUUGGAUGCUUGAAAGAUUAAUUCCAUCAAGACAUUCAGCAAUUUAAUUUCAUCAAUUCAACUGUAAUGCUUAACUCCAGCAUAUAUGCACUUCAUGAACAACUGUCCCUGCUUGUAGAUACUAAUAUAAGGAUCAGGUUGCCUCACGCAUUGGUUUUUCCUUUUAAUCAUGAAACUAUGAAAGACUCCAAUACUGGAGCCCAAACUGUGAACUAGUGACGGGGAUCAUGGUUCUUUUCUUUUUCCGCCAUCUAUGUAUACAUUUAUAAUAUUUCGC